UCAUCGUUUUAGAUUUUUGGCCAUACUUAAACGGCAAGAAAAAACACCCAAUACGAAGAAGAAGAAGAAGAAGAAGAAGAAGAAGCCCAACUUUGACUCUCAGAAACACACACACACACAGAGGGGGAUAAGAGAGAAGAUAGAGAUGGGAAGCACGAGCGGUGCUUUCAUUUCCCACUUGCAGUUCAACAUCAAUAACUGUUGCUGCUUCGAGCGCCUCAGGUCCAUCAGAACCCAGUUGAAUUCCGUGCAAGCUCACAAUCCGAGGAGGCCAAGAUUGAGGCUUCGGAGCCGGAGGAGUUCUCGAACCGCUGUUUGCUUUGCCGUUGACGAUUUGAGAGAGAAGCAGCAAGAGUUAGCAAGUGAAGGGUCUGGGAUUGGCUCGGCUUUGGAGGAUAGGCCUGAUGUGGGUGAUAGCUCCAGAGAAGAAACAUUGGAAACUUUUGAACAAAAUAAUGAAGGAAAUGCGCUUUAUAAUUUUCUAUACCCCAGUAAAGAGCUCCUCCCAGAUGAUAAAGAAAUGAGUAUCUUUGAUCAUCUUGAAGAGCUGCGCCAGAGAAUUUUUGUAUCAGUUUUGGCAGUUGGAGCAGCUAUCUUGGGAUGCUUUGCAUUUUCUAAGGAACUGAUAUUCGUUCUUGAAGCGCCUGUUAAAGCACAGGGUGUUAGAUUCCUGCAGCUAGCUCCUGGCGAGUUUUUCUUCACAACUUUAAAGGUAUCUGGAUACUGUGGACUUCUGGUAGGAAGCCCUAUCAUUCUCUAUGAGAUUAUAGCCUUUGUUCUUCCAGGAUUAACAAAAGCGGAGAGAAGAUUUCUGGCUCCAAUUGUUCUAGGUUCCUCGGUACUUUUCUAUGCUGGCAUUACCUUUUCCUACCUGGUUCUGACACCGGCAGCAUUAAAUUUCUUUGUUAGUUAUGCCGAAGGGGCUGUAGAAUCUCUGUGGUCCAUUGAUCAAUAUUUUGAGUUUGUACUUGUUCUCAUGUUCAGCACAGGCUUGUCUUUCCAGGUUCCAGUUAUACAGUUCCUAUUAGGACAAGUUGGUUUGGUCUCAGGAGACCAAAUGUUGUCAAUUUGGAGAUAUGUCGUGGUUGGUGCUGUUGUCGUUGCUGCUGUGCUUACACCAUCAACUGAUCCACUUACUCAGAUGCUUCUGGCAACACCUCUCCUUGGUCUGUACUUGGGUGGUGCCUGGGUAGUAAAGCUAACUGGGCGAUGAGUGCUACUGUUCAAAUUCAUGAGACUGUUCUAAGUACCCUACAGAUUCAGAGUUUAAAGAAUCCUGUACAUUUACAAAUUGAUGUAAUAUACAUGUAACAUGUUAUUCAGAGAGGGAAUGAGGGGCUGACUUGCUCAUAUCUAAAUGUAUGAUUGUACGGUUGUACCCAUAACUGUUGAAGAGAUUUCCACUGAAAUUUACAGUUACCA
Molecule: messenger RNA, 1422 nt
Organism: Ziziphus jujuba (common jujube)
Lineage: Eukaryota; Viridiplantae; Streptophyta; Magnoliopsida; Rosales; Rhamnaceae
Product: sec-independent protein translocase protein TATC, chloroplastic
Exons: 4
Coding region: 146-1213 (355 amino acids)
Biological process (GO): intracellular protein transmembrane transport; protein transport by the Tat complex
Cellular component (GO): TAT protein transport complex; membrane
Molecular function (GO): proton motive force dependent protein transmembrane transporter activity
Source: RefSeq, a predicted model, not a curated record